Molecule: messenger RNA, 7878 nt
Organism: Fusarium subglutinans
Lineage: Eukaryota; Fungi; Ascomycota; Sordariomycetes; Hypocreales; Nectriaceae
Product: transcriptional activator srcap
Exons: 4
Coding region: 1-7878 (2625 amino acids)
Biological process (GO): cell adhesion
Molecular function (GO): carbohydrate binding
Source: RefSeq, a predicted model, not a curated record
AUGACUUGGCGCGUCGACUCGUGGCACCUUAACGUUGAUGCCGGCGAUUCAGCUAUUCAUGUUCUUGUAGAAAUCGUCAAUGACCAACUACUUCCAACAAAAGUUGUCCUUGUUGACGCCGGGUUUCAAAACUACGGUGGUAUUUGGAUUAACAAAGCUCGCGGCAAACUCAAAGCUCAUUAUGGGCUGCCAGAGGACAUCAAGUUCGACGGUCUUGUCGUUACGCAUUUUGACGCGGAUCAUUAUGGAGGUAUAUUGGACCUUUUUGACGACGACAUUCAAAAUCAGUGGAAGAGAAAACUGGAAGACAAGGACGAGAAUGAGUCCUCCCACCAAGAACUUAACAACAAGUGGGAAGAGUUAAUGGGAUCGUAUUCACCAAGCUUUUUGAACACGGGAGCCCAUAUUUAUAUGCCAUACUGGGAUCAAUGUCACACAGAAACGGAGCUGAGAAAUGCGACUGGUAACGUCAAUCUUCGUCCCGCAUCGUGGACCAGGAUUGCCAAUGGAUUUUGCAUCAAAAUGGCGGGAAAAUGGCCGACGGCAGUUGAAGUGCAAAGUCCUGCCAUUGCUACAAUACAUGCCGAUUCCACCACAUUACUCGGUUUCGACUUCUUCUAUGGCCAACAGGCUUGUACCGAACCAGCUAAGAAUCUGACAGACCCCAAGAUGGUCUCCAAGUCUCUGAAAGAAUAUCGUCCUUCGAUGUUCUGCGUUAUGGCGGAUAUGUAUAUCUGUGGUAACUACACAUAUAAGGGCCUUGAAGAGUGGAAAUGGGACAAGAAAAACUUUGGAAGCCCGUUCGUCAUAGCAAAGGGCGAUAUGAAGGAAGAAGAAGCCAAAGAGGCUGAAAUAAGCCAAGACUCGGACACAAAUUUGGAACCACAACGCGACGGUCCCGUUGGAUUCAUUCCAAAAACAGAUACAAAGAACAACAACUCAUCGAUAGCCUGCAUGAUCAUCUGGAAGAACACAGAGAAGGCACAGGUAUCGCACUACUUUGCAGGCGAUCUCAGCGAGGUCACAGAGCAGAUGGUGCUGAAGUGGUCGACUGUACCAAGUGCUGAUGAUCCUAAGAAGAGGCUUCCAACAAAAGUCAAGAUCAUGAAGAUGUCCCACCACGGUGCGCGACAGUCCACUCCAUUCGAGAUGCUUUAUUCCUUUGAUCCCGAGUACAUUUUCGUCUCCAACGCCGUGAGGGACGAUUGGCGCCAUCCAAAACCCGAGGUUCUGCUGGCCAUAGACGCCUGGAAGGAAUGGAAAGCUGCUGAAGCGAUACAACCCGAAGGCCAAAAGCCGCUGGACUUUCUGGUAGCUAAUUACCCUCCAUGGCUGUCCAUGGCUGAUGACAAGCCUUUUAUGGAUCCUGGAGGUAUAACUGACAUGAGGAGGAUUGCCUUUGUUCAAGAAAUUCAGCGGCUGUGCCAGAAAUCAACAAACAAUUUCUUUGACCAAACGAAGGGCAUGACAACAGAGCAAUUCAAGAACUAUUUGGUUAGCUAUUUGAUGCCCCGUUGGUAUCAAUUGAGCACCUUGCAUCCUUCUGAUUAUGCAGAUUGCACCAGCACGGUGGCCAAAUACUUCACGAUUUCAUCAAGCCAGAAGAUACGUUCUAUCUACUUUGCCCAGACAGGCGAUGACCAGACACACGACGACGAGGUCAGCAUGGUCAAAACGACCUUACAGGACAUGGACGCAAUUAUUGCGACUGAAAUUCCGCCACCAGUGAAGAACAAUCGGACAGUAAAAGCCCCGACGGUGGAAAAGAGAAGAUCCCAGAGACUCAAAGACAAAAUGACACCAGAAGUAUCUGACGAUAUUAAGGCCAGGCCGUCUGCUAUUGCGAAGAUGGCUGUAAAGAACAAACCGAAGAACAAGAAGGAGCGGAGGGGCUUUCAGGACGAGGACGAGGACGAGGUGGAAUUCUCCAGCUCUCACACAGAGCCCCAACGCGAGCACUCCGAACAUGAGACAGACGUCGCAGCAAAAGAAGCCACCCCCGAUGAUUGCUUCUUCUUCGUGCCCCCAGAGGCUUUUAUCAACCUCGACUCACAGACAUCAGUCGAGGUGCAAGAUCCGAACCUCUGUCGCUUCCUACGUUCUCUCGCAUUUCCCGCCUUAAUCCUCUCUCGAGUGCCCGCUUCUGAUGAGCUUGCUGACUAUGAGCUUGACGCCUGUGAUGAGAUAUCGAGGUGGUUCGGCGGCCUAUUUCGAGCUGGCCAAGCAAUGCGUUUUGGUGCUCGAGCUUCGGCAAAGGAUAUUACGCAACUCAGUUUUGAAACAAAUCUCGUCGCCAUUGAACCCAAGCUAGCUUCCAUUAGCAAUCCAGGGUCGAAUGCCUUCUCUCAGAUGCUUCAGUUUCGCACUGAUCUGGGCAGCCGGUCUCUUGGAGUUCCAUCUACCGGCACAGGAGUAGCCAUUGAGAAUAUGCUCGUGUUUGGUCUUGAUCCCGAAGCGGCAAAGGAAUGGAAGAUUACUCUGAAAGAUAUGUUCAACUUCUUACAGUGGGAUCCACUGAACGUUGUCUUAUCCGGGGUACUGAAUGAAGGUUUUGUUCUAGAUUCUGGGUCUCAUGGUGCCAGUCGGAAUGCAGUCUGGUUUAUACCGAGCGGCAGCACACAUCGCACUGUUCUUCGACUUCAGUUCUCUCAUGUUCAACAGUCAGGCGAGAAGCCAACGUGGCUAAACAAAGUGUUUGCCAAAUUCGGAAGAUUCGUUGAUCUGUCUGUGGACUCCCCAAUACAAGCCAUCUUGCGUAAGACCUACAGCAUGGAGACCAAUCUCCAUGACAAUUAUCUUGCCGCUGUUGAAUGGGAGCUUACAGUCAGAGCCAAAGUUACAAUCGCAAACAAAUCAACUGACUCUCUCAAGUUCUGGGCUUCCAUAAUUAUCACACCACAAAAGACACAGAUGGUGUUAAUGUUCUUGGCUCCCGAAACACACGGAGUGGCGGAAAAUAGCGGAACCGACAUUGGCUCACUCUGCGACUUUAUAUCGGGCUUUCUCCCCUCAGAUUUGCCGGUUCCCUCUGUGAAGCAAUACAUGCCAUCUGCUUCUGGCAUCAUGCUUCGAAAGAUUGUGUUCACUCGCGGCGGAGGACGAAAGGACUCUGUUGAUAUCGAUUUCCAGGUCAAUCUCGCAUCAGCCCCUUUCUUGGUCACAGUUCGUCUGGGACACGAGCCGCAAUUCAGCGGUAAUUUGUUUCCAUGUUUGGGAUUCCUCAAGGAACCCAACAUGGCCUUCUACCCUGUGUAUGAGGACCAUCUCCUUAUGCUACCCAUCGGAUUCCAGGAGGACAAGGGCAUCCGCUUGAAUGAUCUCUACUACACUCUCUCUGGCAAACAGCUCGAGGGUAAUUCCCCUUGCGGUUUAGACUUUGUCACCUUAUCAUUCACACUGGAUGCAUCAGCAAUCACGUUCGAGGGCGUCCUUGCGAAAGUCCGUGCUCAAGAACCCAAGUUCAAACCAAGUGACAUGCCAGGACUUCCGGAUAUACAACUCGACACUGGAAUGGCACUUUUCGAGUAUAACUUUUCUAAGAAGAGGUUCCAUUUCGUCACGAGCUUCAGCUUUAGACUUGUUCCACGAAGUAGGGACCAGUAUCCGACUCGAAUGGCCAUGUCUAUUCAAUAUAAUGAUCAAGGGUGGCUCCUGGCAGGCUCUGUUAACCAUCUCAGCUUCAGCCAUCUUUAUGAAUUCUUUGAUAAUGACACUGAUGAAGAGAUCCUCGAUAUCAUGGAGAAGAUCGAAAUUAACUAUCUGUCACUCUCUUACCUCUACAAACUGGGUGGCCAGAGAAAUUCUAUUGAGUUUGAGGGUGACUUCAAACUUGGAAACUUGGGAUUGGACUUUCAUUACCGUAGUGAGGGCGACGGGAACUGGAACUUAAAUGCAACCCUCAAGAGGAAUACGCCACAGACAACGAGCCUCGCCAGCAUCAUCUUGGAGUUUUGCGAAAAGGAACUACUGGAUAAUCUUCCAACCUGCCUCACAGACAUUCCAUUUGGUCAUGGUGGAACUGGACUUGCGACCAAAAGUGGUGCCAUGGUAGACCUCAGAAUCGGCCAAGUUGGUGGCUGUGUCAUCUUGGUUUGCGAGAUCAACAUCACUAGCGACUUGACCAUCAUCUUUGCCCAUUUGAAGCCGAAGAGAUCCAAAGUUUCGGACACCAACCCUUACCCUACCAAGCGAGUCCUCUUCUUCAGGCUGGCGGAUAUCAAUCUGACUGGGAAGGCCUCUGCUUUCGUCUCGGCUCUGGUCCAGCCAUUCGAUGAGCUGCACUUUGUAUGGGUCGACGGAGGCAAAGCCGAGCAGAGAAAGGCAGCUGGGCUUACCCGAUCCGACGUUGAUGUACUGAACAAAUUCCUUGCUGGGAAGCAUUCUCUACAGUUCAAAGAUACAGCUGCCCAUCCAUCUGAGAGAAGUCUUUUGCGGGAUGCUCCAGCUUCAAGUGGUGUCAUUCUCAAGCCUGGCUGUCAUUUCCUUGUUGUUGACGAUUCAAAGGUCAUUCUCGACUACUCUUUUCAAGGUAAGGGAAAAGGCUCAGGUGGCAAAAAGACUGCAGACAGCGAUGGUGAGAGCGAGCAUUCAGGAGAUGCUGCACCCCUGAAGAAGCAAGUAGGGCCAGUGAGCAUCUCGGGUAUCAGCCUCGGCUUCAGCAGGAACAGGUUGAGCAUCAUCCUUACAGCUACGGCUCAGCUUGGGACCUUCAGUGUGAGUCUGGUAGGCCUCACUAUUUACGCAGACUUUGCCAAAGCAGGCCAUCUACUUGACUUUGAGAAUGCCCAGGUUGGGAUCAGCCUAUCCGGACUAGCCCUUGGGCUUGACUCAUCUCCAUUACGCAUGGCUGGAACUUUGAUCAAGGAGAGCAGCCAAGACCAACAAAAGGAUGUAUUCUCUGGUGGUGCUACAGUCGGAUUCAAGAAGUACUCCAUACUUGGACUUGGCAAGUACUCCGAGACAAAGAGCACGGGUGCAGUCAGUUUCUUUGCUUAUGUACAGCUGAAUGGGCCUCUUGCAAAAAUCGGAGCAGUUGAGAUUUCUGGCGUCAAGGCUGGUGUUGGGUACAACACUGCCAUUCGUACCCCUGAUUUGAAUCACAUUGCAGCCUUUCCCUUUUGUGCCCAAACACCAAGAUCAUUGCAAGAGAUUGGCACCGCUUCAAAAGAUCCUCUGCAGAUUCUGGACGGUUUCCUCAGCCAGGGAUGGUUCUAUGAUUCACCGGGAAACACGUGGAUAGCGAUGGGUAUGGAGGCUGUUAUUUGCGAGACUGCAAACAUCUCGGCAGCCGUGAUAGCUACAAUCACCCCCAAGGUAUUACUCGACAUAUAUGGUCAGGGCAAGGUUCAGAUGCCUCCCAGUGGUGAGGCGAAGAAGGCAUAUCUGAACGUUGACAUUGGUCUCAAGAGCUCCGUCGACUUUAACACGGGCUCUAUGGUCAUCGAGUCUAGUCUUGGCCCCCAGUCCUUCAUUCUGGACCCGGCCUGUCACCUCUCGGGCGGCUUUGCCAUUGCCACUUGGUGGGAUCCGUCAAAGGCUGCCGGCGACUGGGUAUUUACCGUUGGCGGGUACCAUCCGCGGUUCAACCCGCCGCAGUACUAUCCAAAGCCCGAAAGACUUCAAGUCUGGUGGAAUGUCGGAGGUGGGGUCAGUAUUUCUGGCGGUGCAUACUUUUCCAUAACGCCGGAUGUCAUCAUGGCCGGCGCAAAUAUGACUGCUAGUUAUACGACUAGAAUCAUCCAAGCUUCUUUCAACGCGUGGGCCGACUUCUUGAUCAAAAUUGCACCAUUCUACUUCUCGGCCGAUGUCGCGGUGUCAGUUUAUGCCCAAGUCAAAAUUGGGUAUGGCUGGCUGGCUUGGACAUUCCGCGCUAGUCUGGGUGCCAUGCUUUAUCUUGAAGGACCUCCAGUUCAUGGGACAGUGCGGGUUGAGGCUUGUUCACACAACAUCACCGUUUCGUUUGGUUCUUACCCCGUAAACAAGAACACAGGACCACUAGGUUUCGAUGCGAUGUGUCAGUUGCUCCUCAAAGAGGCUAAGAAGAGUGACAAGACAUAUCAUCUUCUGAAUCUGAUAUCAGGUGGUUUGCCAACAGUUCCUGAGUCAGUCGAGUCCUCCCAUGAUACGCCAUGGGUUGUCAGACCUGCGAUAUUCUCAUUCCACGUUCAGUCCAUUAUCCCUGUAUCUAAGGCUGCAAUCAACCCACCAGCAAUUAUCAAGGACCCCAAAGCCCUUCAAGCACUCGGAAUCAACGGGGACGUUACCAAAAUACCUCAUGUGUCGGUAACAAGCAAAGCCAAGGUUCCCAUCUACUCAAAGCCCAUGCAGUUAAGUGGUAGCAACGACAUGAAGAGUGAGCUAUUUGUCACAAUUGCUAUGGGCAAGAGCCCGCACCCCUCAGCCGCAUUCAUGAUACAAGGGGUCUAUGAUAACGUUAGCAGUACGCUCUGGGGAGAAUACAAGCAAUCUGAAGAUCCACUUCGAAGCGGAAACAACAUCACGGCUCUCCUCAACCCCCCAGCUGCCGGUUCACGUACCAAGCUCAUGACUGGCAUUACUGUAUCUUCGGUUGGCCCAACCGUUUCGACUGAUACUCUCGGUAGAUUCGACGUGUCUCUCAUCUCUGAAGCUGAACUGUUCGACUCAAAGAGCCAGCCCAUCUUACCCUCCCAAGCCUCACAAACAUAUGGCCUUCCAAUGAAGCGAACACUCGAUAUGACCCCGAAGGAAAACAGCCUACAGUUUAGUGCCCGAUGGGGUCUUGGGCGGCCAAGAAGACGAGCCGUGAACACUUCACGAGUCAAGGAAUCGGCAUCGAAGACCAAUAAACAGCCAAAGGAUCUUUGGGAUGAGGUAGCCGAGUACUGGAGUGACAACAACAAAAGCGAUAUCCGUCGCGGCGUCGCACAGGCUGCAACAGCCAUUUUUGGGUGGGAGGAAGAUGCCUUUGCAGAUAUCUCCAUAAAACCCAAGCUCCUACUCGCCCAAUUUGAGGACAUCUAUUUGGCACCGCCACACAUCUCUGCCCCAGUCACUCCCUCGAAUGACACGGCGCAUCAGCAUAUAGAGAGUCAUUUUAUUCUUGGUGCUGAGAACAACUGGACUCCUACUAUUCCCUGUAAAAUUGAUGUCCAUGUUCGCUUUGAAAGGGCAUUUGACUUCCCACCUGUGAUCCUUUCUGGCAUCACAGCUUUCGAUUUCGCUGGCCCAAACUCUCCAAGGAUGUUAAUCCAGUCCGACGAAAUCACUCGACAAGGCUUUCUGAUGAGUAUAUCAAGUUGGGACUACACAACGUACGCUUUUGAUACUAACUGGAUGGCGUUGUAUCAUCCGGACAUUCAUUUUGAACAUGGCAAUGUUGACUCAAUGGAUGUCUUUGGUAGGAAGCAAUUUCAGGAUGCCGUUUGCCAUGUCACUUUCUCCACACCAUACAUCUCGGAGCCGCAGGUUGUUUGUUGGUUCACCUGGAUAACGCCUCUUAGGCACUGUGAGUUGGAGUGCAAGGUCAUUAGAGUGACCAAGUAUGGGUGCACCAUCAGGAUCGGGUCCUGGGGUGAUCAACCUUCUCCGUACUACAGAGCAAAAGUUUCGUGGUUGGCAUUCAAUAGCGAUGCUCAAGGUGUUCAGGCAGGAGUCCGCGAAUUUAGCGACAAUAAAGGUUGGACUGCAGAAACACACUUGAAUAACUUCCACCACCCCCCAAAGGUAUUCUUUGGGAUUAGCCAUUUAAACCACAAGCGCGACAACUUACACAAAGGUACAAGGAUAAGGACACAGGUCAAUUCUGUUACUGCGGAAAAGAUGCUCUGGGAGGCAAAAGCAAUUAAUGAGCCUGCUAUGGAUGGAGUCCAUGUAACUUAUGUAGUAGUAGAACCAUAG